Molecule: messenger RNA, 378 nt
Organism: Striga asiatica
Lineage: Eukaryota; Viridiplantae; Streptophyta; Magnoliopsida; Lamiales; Orobanchaceae
Source: the annotation of a GenBank genome assembly
AUGCCACGGGAAGCUGGCGACAUAAAGCCAAAAGCUGCAAAAACGAUAGUGACAGCUGCCAUCCCAGUUCUCGGAACACGUCACCAACCACAAGCUUCCAACCCGAAAGCUCUUCGUUCAUCUGGGCUUGAGCCUCCUUGUCCAGUUCCUCGUACCUUAUCCCUUCUUACAGUUCUUAAAAAAAUAACGAAAACUAUGCCUGCCAGGAAGAAAAUCACCAUCAAUGAGUUGAGGAUUGAAAACCAGUGGACUCGAGCCCCUUCCAUCUUCAGCGUCCCACCUGGACGGCCAGCGGAUAUCGCUCUUCACAAACUCAACCUCAUACGUGAACGAGACUCUCUCCUGCUCCCUUAUGAUCUGAGACUUGUCAAUGUCUAG